UUUCAUUUAAGAGAAGCAUAUAAUUAAAAUAAAAUAUCACUAUUGAAUAGUAUGCCACAUUAUAACUACUAAAACGAUCGCUAUCAGUUGGACUACUCCGCUUUCGUUAAUAUAGCCCAUAUUUUUAAACUUUUCGAAUGUCAUACUUUUAUUUUUUUUGUUUUUUGUGUGUGUGCGUGUGUGUAACUUUAAAUCAUUUCUACUUCAAAUAUUAACAAAACAAAAACAGGCAAUUAUGUUGAACACCGUGAAGAUAAUUUAAACAAAUUUUAGUUUUUGAUGAUUGAAUAAAUCGUCGUUCAUACCUAUCAAUAUAUUAUUUUACUUUUUUUUCUGCAAUAGCACACUUCAGUAACUGCAGUAGAAUUUGCACACAUAUAUACAUUCAUUAAUAUAUUUAACGUAAUAUUCACUUGACAGUAACUAUUCUGUGAUCUACAGAAAAGUAACAAAACUUCAAAUUUAAAGAAUGAACCUUGAAGACAAUCCUAAUAAUCCAACAGCUGGUACCACCGAGGAAUAUGUCAAUUCUGACCAAGACGGAUACUUGAAAGAUGCUGACGGAGUCCUUACGGUUAAAAUUACAAAGAAAGAUGUUUGGGAUAACUUAACCGGAGACAUAAAAAAUGACCCUAACGAUAAGAUGUAUAUGAUUAAAUUUCAGAAUGAUGUUGACCUUCCUAGGAACGAUCUAAUAAAAGAGGUUUCAAAUCAAGGGAGUGAAAAUUUGGCAUUUACAUUUGAUGUUGCAGAAAACGAGAACAAAAGCGAUCAUUCGAAUUCAUUUAAUGUUCAAGUGAACAGAGUCAAUAUAGUGGAGGAGGUACUUGCCGAGAAAAACCAUCAUGUACAGAAUUCAGAAACACAAAUAGGUAACGGGAUAGAAACUGAACUUCCAGAAGUUUCGACCAGUGAAAUUGCCAACAGAGAAGGAUCAGAAAUAGAAGAUAUAUCACAUGCAAAUCGAUCUGGAACUUUUGAUUCCAGUGUUUUCGAAGGAAUCGCUCGACACAGUAUCGAUGUAAAAUCAAAUGCAUUAUCGGAAGAUAUCAGUCCAUGCAGGAAAGGAAUGAUAAUGCUAUUUUGCUUCCUUAUGCAAUGUUGUACCGGACUUCUUUACUCUCUGGGACUAAUCUACGUCAUACUUCUGGAUGUAUUCGGUGCUAGCCGUUCUGUAACCAGUUUGGUCCAGUCACUCUGUUUAGCAGUGACAUAUGGAUUAGGAUUUUUCAUGGGAAUGAUAAUAGAAAAAAUUGGUCUUAGGCUCUCAAUUUUGUGUGGUAGUGUGUUUGCUGCCAUAGGAUUUGCGGCAUCGGCGUUUGCACCGCAGAUCUAUUACAUCAUUAUAUGUAUAGGAAUUAUAGGAGGUAUCGGUAUCAGCCUGCUAACCAUUUCCUCGUUUGCAGCAAUUCCAAUCUACUUCAAAGACAAACAAAAUGCUGCUGUUGCUUUUACUUCAAUGGGGACAGGGAUCGGUUCUGCUGUUUGGCCUAAAAUAAUGAUACAGUUUAUCAAAGAAUAUGAUUGGAGAGGAAACUAUCUUUUGGUUGGUGGAAUUAUGUUCAAUGCGAGUGUGAUGGCCAUGUUCUUUAAAUCACAGAAACUUGCACCGGAACAAAAAGCAAUAGCUAAAGCAAACAGAUCAAUGAAGACGAUACGAAGAUACUUCAAGGAAAUGGUUAAAAACCCACGAUUUGUAGCUUACUUGUUUUGGUCAGCUUUUGAUAGCUUCUCAAUUUCUGUACUAAGCCAAAUGUUGGUGGAUUUUGGUUUACAACUCGGUUACAAUCUAUCAGAUAGCACAGCUCUAUUGACUUAUUACUUGCUGUCCAAUGCAGUGGGAAGGUUCUUGGUUGGAAUUUUGAAUCGUUUUAAAAUCCCUCACUUCAUUUUAUUCAGUAUAUUCUGUUACAUGUGUGGCGCGUCCUUCAUUGCUCUGAGUUUCACAUCAACAUACAAAUAUUCUCUUGCAUUUGGCAUAGCAAGUGGUUUCACGUUGGGGCUUCACGUAGCAAUGUCAAUGGUCAUUUUAUUAAGGAUAGUCGGCCCUGAAAAAUAUGGUCUUGGAUGGGGUCUUUCGGCUAGUUGCCUUGGAAUUGGUUUCAGCUGUUCUGGACCUUUUGCAGGUAUGAUCGCCGACAUGUAUUCUUACAACAUGUCCUUUUUCAUCUCUGGUAUCGCCGUAAUUUUUAUUUCGACCUGUUUCAGCAUAGUCGUGCUCUGCACCCGUAAUACGAAGAAAAUGACUUUAUGAAUUUAUUUCUUUUAUUAUUAGUGAUUUUUCAGUAAUAAAAUGUAUUUCUUGAACAUAAUUUA
Octopus bimaculoides (California two-spot octopus) is the source of this 2316-nucleotide messenger RNA. RefSeq names its product monocarboxylate transporter 4. Gene Ontology annotation, molecular function: monocarboxylic acid transmembrane transporter activity. Gene Ontology annotation, biological process: transmembrane transport. Lineage: Eukaryota; Metazoa; Mollusca; Cephalopoda; Octopoda; Octopodidae. The record is from RefSeq and is a predicted model, not a curated record.